Molecule: messenger RNA, 1150 nt
Organism: Mytilus californianus (California mussel)
Lineage: Eukaryota; Metazoa; Mollusca; Bivalvia; Mytilida; Mytilidae
Exons: 7
Coding region: 36-602 (188 amino acids)
Biological process (GO): negative regulation of endopeptidase activity; negative regulation of membrane protein ectodomain proteolysis
Cellular component (GO): extracellular matrix
Molecular function (GO): metalloendopeptidase inhibitor activity; protease binding
Source: RefSeq, a predicted model, not a curated record
UUACAUAAAAUUGUGUUAGACCACACAACGAAAACAUGUUAUUGAUCAUAUUCUUGUUGAUGCUUGUAACCAUGACCGUGAAUGUGAAUGGUGAAUGUACAUGUGGAAAUAAAACUCUUCAUCAACAUUUCUGUGAUGAUGAAUUCGUAAUUAAGGUUGUAAUACUUAAACAUAAAUUAAACGACGAAGGUGAUUCAGGAAGAAAAUACAUAACGUAUGUUUUGAAUAAUUACAAGGAAAACAAUGAAUUAAUGCCAUGGGACUAUCUGGAACUUUUUACAAAUUCUACCAAUAGCACGUGUGGUGUAACUCUUCAGCCAUCCCACCAUUAUAUUUUAGGAGGAAUGUAUGAUAGCGAGGGUAAGCACUGGAUUUCACAGUGUAAUUUAGUUGUGGUUGGAAUGGAUAUUCCUUGUAGUACGGAUGAUUAUAACAACUGCAAUUGUAAGAUAAUAUAUGAAAAAUGCAAGACAUCGAAAUGUCCGAGCGAAAAAGACUCCUGCACCUACAAUCCAAAGGAAAACGAACAUUUGACAGAUGCAUGCCUUCGGAAUAAAAUAACUGGAACUUGUCAAUGGAAAACAUGUCCAGCCGCAAAGUAAAACAAUUUUAUGACAUUUUGUUCUAUAUUUUCAUGGAUAAGUGCUAUAAUUAUGUUCAUACAGUAUUUUAAUACAUAAUAAAUGCUCUAUUGUGUGCGUGCUCAGCUCAUAUUUUAACUUAUUUUGUCAGAAGCGCUAAUUUCGUCUUGAAUUAUAUGUUAUUUAACAAGGCGUCUUUAGCUCUGCUUAAGUAAAAAAAAAAAUGUAAAUAUCACUUUCGGUAACUUUAAAAAACUAAUAAAAAUCUCUGACUUUUUUCUCGUUUCAACUUAUACCAAAACAAACUAUUUUUGUGAAUCUUGUCCAUCUGUUUCUCAGCCGUUCUGCUAUACUUGUCAAAAUUUUGAAUGUGAAUGGCAAUAUGGAGUGAAGUCUAUUAAAUAAAGGCAACAGUAGUUUACCGCUGUUCAAAAGUCAUAAAUCGAUUAAUAGAAAACAAAUUCGGGUUACAAACUUAAACCGAGGGAAACACAUCAACUAUAAGAGGAAAACAACGGAACAACAGACACACUGACUGCAAUAAAAACAAACGCCAACAUACAUAUUAA